AUAAGGGCCUUCUGCAAGGCUGAGAUUUCCUAUUUAUUGUCAACCAGUGUGGGAAAGAGGAGGAGGAAGGGGCUGAACCAGGCAGGCUGGAGGCAGCCCUGUCCAGCUGCAGCUCAGGCUCUUAGUUGGAGAGCUAACUGCCCAGGCUGCAUUCAGCUCCACUGCGAAGGGGAGUCCGGCUGGGAGAUGGCCACUAAGGUAGCGUGUAGGCCGGGGGACGUCCUGGGAACCUUCGGAGCGGCGGCGGCAGCUCGGGAGCACGUCCAGGCAGUCACACGGAACUACAUCACCCAUCCCCGAAUCACCUACAGGACUGUGUGCAGUGUCAAUGGACCCUUGGUUGUUCUGGAUAAUGUAAAGUUUGCCCAAUAUGCUGAGAUCGUCAACUUCACUCUCCCAAAUGGCACUCAGAGAAGUGGGCAGGUCCUGGAGGUGGCUGGGACCAAGGCCAUUGUUCAGGUAUUUGAAGGGACUUCAGGGAUUGAUGCCCAGAAGACAACUUGUGAGUUUACUGGUGACAUCCUUCGGACCCCGGUAUCAGAAGACAUGCUAGGUCGAGUCUUCAAUGGGUCUGGCAAACCCAUUGACCAAGGGCCAGAAGUUAUGGCUGAAGACUUUCUGGACAUCAAUGGUCAGCCAAUCAACCCCCAUGACCGAAUCUACCCUGAGGAGAUGAUCCAGACAGGCAUCUCACCCAUCGACAUCAUGAACAGCAUUGCCCGUGGCCAGAAGAUCCCCAUCUUCUCUGCCGCCGGACUCCCUCACAAUGAGAUCGCGGCGCAGAUCUGCCGCCAGGCCGGGCUGGUGAAGAAGUCCAAGGAUGUCAUUGAUUAUCACGAGGACAACUUCGCCAUCGUGUUCGCCGCCAUGGGGGUCAACAUGGAGACGGCAAGAUUCUUCAAGUCCGACUUUGAGCAGAACGGCUCCAUGGGCAAUGUCUGCCUGUUCCUGAACCUGGCCAACGACCCCACUAUUGAAAGGAUCAUCACACCCCGCCUGGCAUUGACCACAGCUGAGUUCCUGGCCUAUCAGUGUGAGAAGCAUGUGCUGGUCAUUCUGACAGAUAUGAGCUCCUAUGCAGAGGCCCUGAGAGAGGUCUCAGCUGCCAGGGAGGAGGUACCCGGCCGACGAGGUUUCCCUGGGUACAUGUACACGGAUCUGGCCACCAUCUAUGAGCGGGCAGGCCGAGUGGAAGGCCGGGGAGGUUCCAUCACGCAGAUCCCCAUUCUCACAAUGCCCAAUGAUGAUAUCACGCACCCCAUCCCUGACCUGACGGGCUUCAUUACAGAGGGACAGAUCUAUGUGGACAGACAGCUGCACAACAGACAGAUCUACCCUCCUAUCAACGUGCUUCCCUCCCUGUCACGUCUGAUGAAGUCCGCCAUUGGGGAGGGCAUGACCAGGAAGGACCAUGGGGAUGUCUCCAACCAGCUGUACGCUUGCUACGCCAUAGGGAAAGACGUCCAGGCCAUGAAGGCGGUGGUGGGGGAGGAGGCCUUGACCUCGGAGGACCUGCUCUACCUCGAGUUUCUGCAGAAGUUUGAGAAGAACUUCAUCAACCAAGGCCCCUAUGAAAACCGCAGCGUGUUUGAGUCCCUGGACCUUGGCUGGCAGCUGCUGCGCAUCUUCCCCAAGGAGAUGCUCAAAAGGAUCCCCCAGAACAUUAUUGAGGAGUUCUACCCACGAGACGGCUACCAUCAGAGCCUGCUCACCAGCCCGGACGCUGCGGACUCCUCCGAGGUGUCCGACUCGCAGCUCUAAGGCUGCCUCUGGAUCGCACCCCCAGCAUGGACUCCUGCCUCUGCCCAAGGCCCACCCCCUCCCCUGAUCUCUCCCCAGCCUCACUCUGGGGCCACCGCACUGAUGGAUACCUCCACCAUCUAAAGUCUGGCUGCCUCCCCCUCCAGCCAAACCGCUUCUGGCGUAGCUCUGUCCCCAAGCUUUUGUUCCUCCUGCCCUCUGUCAUUCCCCUGCCCUCCAUCACCCCCCUGCCCUCUGUCAUUCCCCUGCCCUCCGUCACCCCCUGCCCUCUGUCACCUCAUCUGCCCUCCGUCACCCCCCUGCCCUCCGUCAUCCCCCUGCCCUCCAUCACCCCACCUGCCCUCCUUCCUCCAAAUGAGGAAACCUCCAGGCUUCAGCCCCACCCUAGGCUUUUCCAGGAGGCCAGAUCACUCCAUCAUUGCUUGGAUACUAGCAGGAAGAAGAAAAUGGAGGAGGCAAAAAUCAGCUCCCUCCCCUGCUAACUUCAGCUACAUUUUCUUAAAAAUCCCUUUGCUUAAGAAUACAUAGAUGUGUGUGACUUGACUAAUAAAUCAAUAAACAUUUAUUAAGCACCUAC
Sarcophilus harrisii (Tasmanian devil) is the source of this 2338-nucleotide messenger RNA. RefSeq names its product ATPase H+ transporting V1 subunit B1 (gene ATP6V1B1). The transcript is spliced from 14 exons. The record is from RefSeq and is a predicted model, not a curated record. NCBI's taxonomy places the organism in Eukaryota, Metazoa, Chordata, Mammalia, Dasyuromorphia, Dasyuridae. Gene Ontology annotation, molecular function: proton-transporting ATPase activity, rotational mechanism; ATP binding. The coding region runs from base 187 to 1761 and encodes 524 amino acids. Gene Ontology annotation, biological process: ATP metabolic process; proton transmembrane transport. Gene Ontology annotation, cellular component: proton-transporting V-type ATPase, V1 domain.